UUCGGAACCGCAAUGGUUAGGUCUCGUCGUACAUAAGCCACAGAAACAUAGAUUAGAGACAGAAGCUUCUGAUAAUCUCAACCACCAACCCUCAGGGUGACCAGCUUCUAGAGCUAUAGAACAUCGGUUUGCAUACCACCGACGCGUUAGAGCUUGCGUCAAAAUGUCUCCAAUCAAGAGCGUGGCUGUCAUUGGCACGGGGCCUGCGGGCGCCAUUGCCGUGGACGCCCUGAUGCAGGAGAAAGCAUUUGACCGGGUGCGCGUAUUCGAGAGACAGGAAAAAGCCGGUGGGUGCUGGGUUUCGCGGGACGAGAAACAGGUGCCUUUGGAUGUCGAUAAGCUAUCCACAAGGACCGCGGAUGCUCCUCUCCCAAUUCCGUCCGAUUUGCCUGCGUUCACACCAGCAUUGACCCAGCAUCGCUUUACUGACUCCCAUAUCUACCCGAAUUUGCACACCAAUGUGGAUGUUGCGACCAUGGAGUAUUCCCAAGAGUCGAUCCCGACAAUCCGCUCGGAGAUGUCAAUCGCGGUGCAUGGGCCAGACACCCCUUUCCGUCACCACACCGUGAUUCGACAGUAUGUUGAGGAUCUUCUGAACCGCAAUGGUUAUCAAGAUCUUGUAGAAUACAACACGACCGUGGAACGUGCGGUCAAAAACCCCAAGACCGGUCAAUGGGAAUUGGUCUUGCGGCGGGCUGGCAAGCCGGGUGGGUAUGACUACUGGUGGAGUGAGACGUUUGAUGCACUGGUGGUUGCCUCGGGGCACUUUUCUGUGCCUUACGUCCCCUCUAUUCCCGGCCUGAAAGAAUGGAUCGACAAAGACCCAGAGAGCGUGUUGCACACGAAGCAGUAUCGUGGUCCCGAACGCUAUCGCGGAAAGAAAGUCGUCACCGUUGGAGCUUCGGUUUCUGCGGCAGAUACAGCAGUCAGCCUGAUCGGCUCUGCGCAAUCCCCCAUCCACGCUGUGGUCCGGGGUCGGUAUAAUCCUUAUUUCGGGGAUUACGCGUUUAGACACCCGUCAAUCAAUCGCAAACCACCCAUUUCGCGCGUCUCCAGUGACAACGGGCAGAGGACGGUGUACUUCGAAGAUGGGACCUCAGUCUCGGAUGUGGACUAUAUCAUCUUCGGAACAGGCUUCACCUGGGCAUUGCCCUACCUGCCGGAAAUCCCGACCAGAAACAACCGUAUUCCGGAUCUAUAUCUGCAUAUCUUCCACCAGAACGAUCCAACUCUGGCAUUCUUGGGAGCGGUCGGCGCCGGAUUGACUUUCAAGAUCUUUGAAUGGCAGGCAGUGGCUGCGGCGCGGGUCCUGGCUGGCAAGGCCCAAUUGCCACCCUUGAAGGAGCAGCGGAAAUGGGAACAAGAUCGGAUUGCAAAGAAGGGCGAUGGGCCUGGGUUCAGCGUCAUCAACCCGGACUUCCGAGAAUAUUUUGAGACCCUGCGUGAAUUGGCGGGCAAUCCCAAGGUAGGCGAGCCGGGGCGUGUCCUACCCCCCUUUGAACAGGAGUGGUUGGAUUUGUUCAAUGCUGGGCAUGAGCGCCGGAUUCGGAUGUGGCAAAAGGCCAACGAGGCGGCGGCGAAGAGCAAAUUAAUGCCCAUCUCUGGAUCAUCGGCGGCCCUUUGGGCACUGGUUUUGCCAUUCGCGGCAGCCAACUCGUUAUGGUCUAAUUCCCCGGGAAAUUACAGUAGCUUCAUAAGCACUGCAUUUCCGCUAGGAAAUGGACGGUUGGGAGCAAUGCCUAUUGGCUCCUACGACAAGGAGAUUGUUAAUCUCAAUGUCGACUCGUUGUGGCGCGGAGGACCUUUUGAAAGUCCGACAUACUCCGGAGGAAAUCCAAACGUUUCCAAGGCAGGUGCACUUCCUGGUAUUAGGGAAUGGAUAUUCCAGAAUGGGACAGGCAAUGUCUCUGCGCUACUGGGCGAGUAUCCGUACUACGGUUCGUAUCAGGUGUUGGCAAAUUUGACCAUCGACCUGGGCGAACUGAGUGAUAUUGAUGGAUAUUGUCGGAAACUGGACUUGAGUUCGGCUGUUUACUCGGAUCAUUUCACUACCGGCGCGACGUACAUCGAGAGGGAAGCAUUCUGCUCGUAUCCGGAUAAUGUUUGCGUUUACAAACUCAGCUCAAAUUCGUCACUGCCUAGUAUUACAUUUGGCCUCGACAAUCAGCUCACGUCGCCUGCCCCGAAUGUCAGCUGCCAUGGGAAUAGCAUCAGCCUAUAUGGUCAGACUUAUCCCGUUAUCGGGAUGAUUUACAACGCCAGGGUGACUGUUAUCGUUCCUGAGUCAAACAAUACAUCUGAUCUUUGCUCGUCAUCAACUGUUAAAGUGCCAGAGGGAGAGAAAGAGGUGUUCCUUGUUUUCGCUGCCGACACCAAUUACGAUGCCUCCAACGGGAAUUCGGAAGCUAGCUUUUCGUUCAAAGGGGACAACCCGUACACGAAAGUACUUCAAGCUGCUACCAAUGCUGCCAGAAAGACUUACUCUGCACUCAAAUCAUCUCACGUCAAAGAUUACCAGGGCAUCUUCAACGAGUUUACACUAACCCUCCCAGAUCCCAAUGGCUCAGCUGACCGUCCAACUACCGAGCUUCUGACGUCUUACAGCCAGCCCGGUGAUCCCUACGUGGAGAAUUUGCUCUUCGACUACGGUCGGUACCUUUUCAUAUCAAGCUCGCGGCCAGGGUCUCUGCCGCCUAACUUGCAAGGUCUCUGGACAGAAUCCUAUUCUCCGGCCUGGAGUGGGGACUACCAUGCCAAUAUCAACCUACAGAUGAACCAUUGGGCUGUUGAGCAAACAGGAUUAGGAGAACUGACUGAGCCACUCUGGACAUACAUGGCUGAGACCUGGAUGCCUCGAGGCGCAGAGACAGCAGAAUUGUUGUAUGGCACCUCGGAAGGUUGGGUGACGCAUGAUGAGAUGAACACAUUUGGACAUACAGCCAUGAAAGAUGUCGCACAGUGGGCUGACUACCCUGCCACUAAUGCAUGGAUGUCACAUCACGUAUGGGACCACUUCGAUUAUUCCCAGGACGGUACCUGGUAUCGCGAAAAAGGCUAUCCCAUUCUCAAAGGAGCAGCGAAGUUCUGGCUCUCUCAACUUGUAAAAGAUGAGUACUUCAAGGAUGGCACCCUAGUCGUAAACCCCUGCAACUCGCCCGAGCAUGGGCCUACAACCUUCGGCUGCACCCACUACCAACAACUAAUCUGGGAAGUAUUCGACCACGUCCUGCAAGGCUGGACUGCCUCUGGCGACGUUGACACCUCCUUCAAGAACGCUAUCACCUCCAAAUUCUCUACCCUAGACCCAGGCAUCCACAUCGGCUCAUGGGGCCAAAUCCAGGAAUGGAAGCUCGACAUUGACGUCAAAAACGACACUCACCGCCACCUCUCCAACCUCUACGGCUGGUACCCAGGCUACAUCAUCUCCUCCGUGCACGGAUCUAACAAAACGAUUACCGACGCCGUCGAAACCACCCUCUACUCCCGCGGCACCGGGGUGGAAGACUCCAACACCGGCUGGGCCAAGGUAUGGCGUAGUGCGUGCUGGGCGCUCCUUAACGUCACAGACGAAGCAUACUCGGAGUUGUCGCUCGCAAUUCAAGAUAAUUUUGCCGAAAACGGAUUCGACAUGUACUCCGGAUCACCGCCGUUUCAGAUUGAUGCUAACUUCGGGCUUGUGGGAGCGAUGGUUCAGAUGCUUAUUAGGGAUUUGGACCGUUCCAAUGCGGAUGCUCAUGCCGGUAAGACGCAGGCUGUGCUGCUUGGGCCGGCUAUUCCGGCUGCGUGGGGAGGUGGGAGUGCUGAUGGAUUGAGAUUACGGGGUGGUGGUGUCGUGAGUUUCAGUUGGGAUGAUAGUGGUGUUGUCGAUUCAUGCAAGGCGGAUCUUUCUGCCAGGGGGAGUGAUGCCUCUCGCGUGGAGUUCUAUGUUGCGGGUGGUAAGGCGAUCGAUUGCUCGUCAUCGUGAGACUUUCUGCUUCUAUAUUGCCUGGGGCUGGCUACUGGUCCAGCUGGUGUCAACCAUGACAUCUCUGCUAUAUAGUAUGAUUUAAG
Molecule: messenger RNA, 4050 nt
Organism: Aspergillus eucalypticola CBS 122712
Lineage: Eukaryota; Fungi; Ascomycota; Eurotiomycetes; Eurotiales; Aspergillaceae
Product: FAD/NAD(P)-binding domain-containing protein
Exons: 11
Coding region: 164-3964 (1266 amino acids)
Biological process (GO): carbohydrate metabolic process
Molecular function (GO): N,N-dimethylaniline monooxygenase activity; flavin adenine dinucleotide binding; NADP binding
Source: RefSeq, a predicted model, not a curated record